GGGUCAAGUGAACUUCAGGAGCAGUUAGAGUGAGAGGAGCUCAGGAUCGGAUCGAUCAGCUCUCUCUCAGUGCUGUGUGUGUGGAGGAGGGAGACGUCUCCUGACUCAGACUCUCAGUUCUCUGGGCUUCACUUACACCUGCACCAUGAGGAAGGGCUCCUGCUGCAUGUUCACGUCGGGAGUCGUCGGUGCUCUUCUCCUGAUCGCCGGGAUCGGCCUCUUUGUGUCCGGACUCUUCCAGACCUUGAUCCACAACAAGCUGAAGGGGGAGAUCACACUGACGGAGGGCAGUAAAGUUUUCGCCUCGUGGAAGAAUCCACCGCCUCCAGUCUAUAUUCAGUUCUUCUUCUUUAACGUCACCAACCCUGAAGAGUUCCUGAAAGGAGAAGCCAAACCUCGUCUCACUGAAAUGGGGCCGUACACUUUCAGACAGUACAGGCCCAAACGCAACGUGACGUUUGUGGACAACGGGACGAAGGUCUCAGCUUAUACAGUCAAGAGUUUUGUCUUUUUGCCUGAGAAAUCAGUUGGAGAUCCGAAGGUGGAUGUGGUGACGACAGUGAACAUCCCAGCCGUGGCCGUGAUUAAUCGGCUCAAAGGCUUGGGUUUCUGGGUUUCCUCUGGUAUCUCUAUGUACAUGGGCUCCAUCGGCACGACUCUGUUCAUGACACACACCGUGGAGGAGAUGCUCUGGGGCUUCAAGGACCCUCUCCUCACCAGACUGAAAACCAUAAAGCCGGACACAGAUGAGUACUUCGGUCUCAUGAUAAACAAAAACGGCAGUGAUGACGGUGAGUUCGUGUAUCACACCGGAGCGCAGAACUACCUGGACUUCGGACGCAUUUUCACCUGGAAUGGAGAAAAGAAGCUGUCGUUCUGGAGGACCAACCAGAGUAACAUGAUCAACGGCAGCGACGGCAGCGGCUUCCACGCGUUCCUGAGCAAAGAAGAACGGCUCAACGUCUUCUCCCCUGACCUCUGCAGGUCCAUCCACAUGCGCUUUGAGAAGGAGGUGGAGGUGAAGGGCAUCCCAGCGUACCGCUUCACACCGCCCCGAGCCGUGCUGGCCAGCGGCAAGAACAACCCAGAGAACGAGGGGUUCUGCCUGACGCCGAAGAACUGCCUAGACGACGGCGUGCUGGAUGUGUCUGUGUGUCGGAAAGGUGCUCCUGUCGUCGUGUCGUUCCCUCACUUUCAUCUGGGUGCUGAGAAGUACGCCAAAGCCAUCGAUGGCAUUUCUCCGGUGCACGAGCAUCACCAGACGUUUCUGGAUCUGAACCCUACUAUGGGAUUGCCUGUUCGUGCCAUGAAACGAGCGCAGAUCAACAUUCAUCUCGAGAGAGUGAGCGGCUUUCCUUUGACCAGGAAUCUCAAUGGUACCAUCUUCCCCAUUCUGUUUCUGAAUGAGUCGGUGGUGAUUGAUGACGUUUCAGCGACGAGGAUUCAGAAGCUGCUGCUCAUCGUGACUCUGGUCUCUUAUUUCCCGCUCCUCAUCGUGGCUCUGGGAGUCAUUCUGCUGCUCGUCUGUAUCAUCCUUGUCAUCCGCUUCUAUCAGAACAAGCCGUCUGCGAAGAAAGACACAUCAUACGCUCCUGUAAGCGACAAAGCAGACGAUCAAGACGAGAAAAAUGGCACUUAUAUCGGCCUGACACCUGUGGACAAGUCUUAAGCAGCUGUGUGUGUGUGUGUGUCUCACAGAUGCUGUCACUCUCAGUAGAGCGGUGUGUGUGUGUGUGUGUGUGUGUGUGUGUGUCAGUCGUCUUGAUUCACACACUGAUUUCUCAGGACUGACGCUGUGAGCAAACGAGCAUCUGGAUGAAGGACUGAAGAACACACACACUUCAGGCUCAUUCAGCAUCUGUUUCCUUUCAUAUUUGAACACUUUGAGCCAAUUUAAAGCUGCUGUCAGUGAUUGUUUAGGAGUAUCACACAUCAAAUGUUGAGAAAUCACAUCACACUAGAUUCUGACUCAAGUGACACUCGCAUCUCUUGCUGUCCGUUUAUUACUCGUUACUUAGUGAAAUCAAGAUUUAUGUAUUUGAAUUGCAUGUAAAAUAUGGCUUAUAUUGUUUUAACACAAACUAAUAAACUUAAUGUGAUGCAUAUUAGUCAGUCAUACACAAUGAGAUCAGAUUUCUGAAUGAUAUGAAAAAUAAUCUACUAUUUGAAUUUAUUUUGAUUUUAUUUAAAUAAUCUUUUUUUAUGCAUUUAUACAAAGUUUGAACAUCAGAUAUGACUGUGGAACAAGCAAUAUUCAGUUUGAAUGCCUGAGAUUUAAACAAGUUGAUUUAUUGAUAUUAAAUAUAUAAAGCUGGUUAUUUGUAUUGUGUAUUUAGUACACAUUCUGUUUAUUAGUGCUAUUACAGAUAUCUGACUGGUUUCAUUUAUACAUGACGGAUAUAUACGCAUCACAUUAAGUUUUUUGGUUUGGUAAAACUGAGUGAUUCAAAUGCAAUUCAUAUACAAACAAAUGUAAUUUAGGUUUUUUUUAAGAGUGAAGGGGAGUGGCUUUUUUUUUUUUUUUUUUUUUGCCAAUCAGAAACUCUGUCAGUCAUUUUGCAUGUUUGUAUUUGCAGACCUCAGUGUGGUGGGCGGGGUUUGAUACAGAGGGCGUGUCUGUCUUAGUAGGUGGAGUUUGGUAUAAAUGUGUGUGUGUGUAUUUAGUGGGUGGAGUUUAAUAGAGGCUUGUGUCAGUGGGCGGAGUUUGACACAGAGGGUGUGUCUCAGUGGGUGGAGUUUCUCAUAGAGAGUGUGUGGCGGGGUUUGUCAUAUAGGGGACAUGUGUGUCAUUUAGUGGGCGGGGUUUAGCUAAGAAGGUGUGUGUGUGAUAGUGGGCGGAGUCAGGGGUGUGUGCGAUUGUAGCUGAAAAGCUCCUGAAAUCACUUGCAGCACCUUUAACAAUCAGACACUAUGUUCAGAACUUAAAACCUCUUAAAAGGCCAAACAAAACAACUUUAUAUUUGUGUUACCAAAUGGUCUGUUCACACAUGACGUGUUCCUGCAACAGCUGGACUGAGGUCAGUGCAACAGAACAGAAGCAGUGAUACACAAACAAUAACGCAAGCGUCCGGUGUGAACGACCCAUAUGUGACUGAACCUGCUGUGCCUUUAGUUACAAACCACUGCGUUGAUUUAUUUCAGUCAAGAGCUGACAUCUCAUCACUGUGCCUUGAUUUCAGAAGUGUACAAUACUAAAGUUACGACUGAAUAAUUCAGUAUUUGUUGAUCUGAUGUUGUGGAAUAUAUCACUACCAAUCAAAAGUUUUUGAAGAGUA
Molecule: messenger RNA, 3275 nt
Organism: Carassius carassius (crucian carp)
Lineage: Eukaryota; Metazoa; Chordata; Actinopteri; Cypriniformes; Cyprinidae
Product: lysosome membrane protein 2-like
Exons: 12
Coding region: 146-1669 (507 amino acids)
Biological process (GO): protein targeting to lysosome; receptor-mediated endocytosis
Cellular component (GO): lysosome; cytoplasm; membrane
Molecular function (GO): scavenger receptor activity
Source: RefSeq, a predicted model, not a curated record